Molecule: messenger RNA, 1443 nt
Organism: Colletotrichum godetiae
Lineage: Eukaryota; Fungi; Ascomycota; Sordariomycetes; Glomerellales; Glomerellaceae
Exons: 1
Coding region: 163-1239 (358 amino acids)
Source: RefSeq, a predicted model, not a curated record
GACAGCAAUGCAUAUAGUAUAUCUAGUAGACUACUUUCCUGUCAUAGCAGCAGAAUCUUCAUCCAUACCACAUCCUACACACCAUCCUGAUUACUCUGAUAACUACCUCAACUUACACUCAUUAAUCACUUUCUCGAGUCACUUACACCCAAGUAUUCAAUCAUGAACACAAUCAAUAUGACUACCCGUACCUACUUCGCGACAUACCCUCACGUCUGGAACGACCCUCGUCCGACUUUCACAACUCUCGAAUCUAUCGACGAGUCAGAUGAGUCGGACGAGGGAGGAGCCGACGAUGCUCCGACCCCGGAGCAUCACAAGAACAUGCUCCGGUCGGCCGCCAGGGCCGAAGCCAUCACCAAGGCCCUAUUCGAGCAGAUAUACGCUCCCGGCGCUCACGAGGUCGCAGCUCCAGGGUCCAAAGACUCCUCCGCCACUUGCACGCCUACCAGGCCCGGCUGCGUAGAAUGCAACACCAACAACACCGGCUGGACCUCCUUCAAAGACAUGGACCAAGAAGCCCGCACCCUCGCAGAAUAUGGCAUCCGCGAAGCCCGGGUAAAAUCCCGCCGAUCCCGCUUCCCCUACGACAACCCAGCCGAAGAGCCCCUCCCACGCAACGAACCCUGGAUCAAGAGAUUCUCCUACCUGGAAGACGGCAUCGAGGCCUCAAAGGGCUUCCAGCGACGCGCCGACAUCGUCGGCGGCCUUUCCGACGACGGGCAGAUCUCAGAGCUGGCUCUCCCGUCGCCUGCGCUGGCGCCGACGGCGUCUUCUCGGUUCGAGGAAGAGUUGAGGCGGUGGUCUCUGGGCAGCGCUGCGCUUGGGGACGGGUAUGAGCAUGAGCGUGAAAUCACUUCGGAGCGGCAUUAUUGCCUUUUCUGCCAUUCUGGUGGUGAUUCUGAGGGGGAGGGGUCGGAGUGUAGUCAGAGUGAUGAGGAGAUGAGGCGGGAGCUGGAGGUGGUGAAUUGGAAUAUUCAGCAGUGGAUUCGAGGCGUCAGUGAGUCCGACAUAGACGGCGAGACGGCCCCCUUAUCUGCUGCCGAUGGUUCCGCUACUCCGGCCGGACGGUGUGGGGGAGUGGUGGCUGGAGCGGAGACGGGGGGGAGAGGAUGGGAUUUGGAGGACGACGAAUGCUGCCCUUGGUCGGUCCUCGUUGCGGCUCUGGUGCUGAAUCUCACGGGCAUCGCUUUCCUGCUCGCGUGUAUCGCGCGCGGGCUCUGGGCAGAGUGGCAGUGAGGGUAUGGCUUGAGAAGGGACCAGUGGGAGUGCGAUAUGUGAAUGAAGACAUGACGACGACGACAACAUAACGAUGAUGAUAAUGAGGCUCUUGAGGCAUGAGCAAUGAGGCCUUAGUAAUGACAGGUACUUGCGUUGAGAAUUCCUGCUUAGAUUGCAUUAUAAUCUGGCUCUAGACGUGGAUCGAACAUUAAUCAAAUGAUG